Molecule: messenger RNA, 1986 nt
Organism: Limanda limanda (common dab)
Lineage: Eukaryota; Metazoa; Chordata; Actinopteri; Pleuronectiformes; Pleuronectidae
Gene: jdp2a
Product: Jun dimerization protein 2a
Exons: 4
Coding region: 103-699 (198 amino acids)
Biological process (GO): regulation of transcription by RNA polymerase II
Cellular component (GO): nucleus
Molecular function (GO): DNA-binding transcription factor activity, RNA polymerase II-specific; RNA polymerase II cis-regulatory region sequence-specific DNA binding
Source: RefSeq, a predicted model, not a curated record
GCUGCUGCUGCUGCUGCUGCUGCUUGCGCUCGGCUGGCAUCGCCUGAUUUCCGCAUUCCCAAAUCCUCCCAGCCUGGGAUCACGUUUGAAACAAUCGGGCUGAUGCAACGGUUCCCACUUUUUAAAAUCUACGCUCGACCCUCGGCCGAGCAGAAGAAAGGACAUUUGUUGCACCUGGGAUCCAAGUCAGCUGUGGUCACGACCGAGUCUGACGCGAUGCCAGGACAAAUCCCAGAUCCCUGUGUGACAGCAGGCUCCCUGCCCAGCCUGGGCCCGCUGGCCGGGAUCUCAGCCACCACGCUGACUGACAAGCUCAAAUUUAGUGACCUCCAGGAGUUUGGGACGAUGCUCUCACCACUGCACUUCCUGGACAGUCUGGGGAAAAGGCCCCUAGUCAUCAAAACAGAGAGGGAUGAUGACAACGAUAGGAGGAAACGAAGGCGAGAGAAGAACAAAGUGGCUGCAGCUCGAUGUCGGAACAAAAAGAAAGAGAGGACAGAUUAUCUACAACAGGAGUCGGACCGACUAGAGAUGCUAAAUUCCGACCUGAAAGCGCAGAUUGAGGAGCUGAAGCAGGAGCGCCAGCAGCUCAUCCUCCUGCUCAACCGCCACCGGCCCACGUGCAUUGUCAGGACAGAUAGCGUGAAAACCCCGGAGAGCGAGGCGAACCCCCUGCUGCAGCAGCUGGAGGACAAGUGAAGGUGCGACGGGUUCGUGCUGAGAAGAAGCAGCCAACAAGCAGCACUUAGCUCCCUGGGCCUCGGUCCCGGAGGAGAACCAGCGGAGCCCUCAUACCUUAAAGACACGGAGCGUCACGGCACACUAUGAGGAUCCAGUAUGAUUGGAUGUUGCUAUGGCAGUUUAAUCAAACUUUUCUACUUCUCCCUCCUGCUUUUCCAUGUUGCUGUCAUUUUGGUCAUCGGCGCCAUUGUAAGUGUGAAGUUAAACAAAAACACUCAUCACGUUAUCUUACACUCAGCUUGUUGUUUUAUAGCAGAUUUUCUACUAUAUUUCCUCUUAACUUUAGCAAUUAGCCAAAACAGAAUAGAGUCAUUAUAGCCGUUGUCAGACAGGACCUCCGGAGGAUGUCCGGAGAAUUGGGUCCGGAGUUUCUCCGCAGUUUGCCUUUCACACAUGAACAACUCAGCAGGAGUUUCUCCGCUCGGACGCUUUAACAACAACAACAACAAAUCUGCAGGUAUUUCUGUGAGAGGCGGUGCAGAGGCAGGAUGUAACAUAUUCAUUCUGCUGCAGAGAUCACUUGUUUUUGUUUACAGCAUAUUGUAGACGGGCGUCUGCUUUCAUCCCCGAGAGCUUUCCACUCUUACUACACAACUUUUUCAUUUGCAGAUAUCUGUUUUCUUUUAGUUUUUGCGUGUGUAGACUCGUCAUCACAACAACCCCCACUCGCUCGCGGAGGAUCUCCUAAUGGGAUCUUACAUGUGCUCCUUCUGACUUUCUGCGGACUUUUUACUAAGGGUCAUUCCACAGAAAGUCGGGCAUUUACCUUCUCAAAAACCGCCUCUCCUGAGAAUGUCCGAAGGAUCUCUGUUGUUCAGUGCACGUCUGUAAGCAAUUUUACACUUUGUGGAAACAGCAAAAAAAUAAUUGGCUUUAAAAAAAAUCACAUGUUAAAGUCCACUCAAUAGUUUCAGUUAAUCACUUGAUGAUUUAUAUAGAAAUUAUUUACAUCUACUUCAAUACUACAUGAUUAUUUUUCUUGUUUUGGCUUUGUUAAAAUGCAUUCUGGGAAAUUUUAACUAAAAUUCAAUGAGACAAGGGCAAACAUGGGGAAAUGGGUAGGCCUUAUAGAUAUAUUGUAUUUUAACUAAAUCAACUUGUUAUAGCUACAGAUUGAGUAGUUAGUGUUUUCAUAUCAUUUUAGUUCUUUCAUAAAUUUGAAGACAAUUUGAUGGUAAUUGACCCCCCCACACCUCCCAUCCUACCCCCCCCCCCACACUUUUAUUCAUAUGUUUUGGCGCAGGC